Messenger RNA from Paramecium sonneborni, 638 nucleotides. The record is from the annotation of a GenBank genome assembly. NCBI's taxonomy places the organism in Eukaryota, Ciliophora, Oligohymenophorea, Peniculida, Parameciidae.
AUGUCACAAACAGAAGAAAUAUUAAAAAAAAACCCUAAAUUUAUGCCUACUCUAGUCAGAUAUGAAGAGCCAAUUGAAAUUAAUGAGGAGGAAAUGUAACUAGAGAUGCAAGAGCAAGUGUUAAAUUAAAAAAAAAAAUAAUAACUGUAACCUCUUGAUCAAAAAUGGUCCAUUGAUGAAAUUUUGAAUAAAUUUUUUCCUCCCAGAAGAUUUGAACAUGAAAGACAUUUCUUUAAAUAGAUCGUUAGUGUCAAUGAUGUGAAGAGAGACGAACUAAAUUAAUUAGAAGAAGAUUUAAAGGAGAGAUUAAUUGAGAGAUAGGCUCGGUACAAUUUAAUUACAAAAAUAAUAGUAAGAGUGGUAUAUGUCCUAUAAGAGAAGAUUUACAUAGUUAAUUAUUUGAAGAGAUCAUAAGACAGAGUGCUGUCAAGUGUCCAGAAAGAGGGCUCUUAUUAAUGAGAGUAUAUGAUAAUUUGAAGUUAACAUUUGCUGCAUACCAAACUCUCUAUGCAGAAUCUGUUGUGUUUGGAAAUAGAAAAGCAGCAGAAUCUGAAAUUGGUAAAAGCGAAUAGGAUUCUAAAAUUGCUAAAUAUGACAAAAAGAAAAUUCAUUUGGAAAAUUAAAUUAUUGGAGAAUGA